This is a messenger RNA of Tripterygium wilfordii, 1578 nucleotides long. RefSeq names its product pentatricopeptide repeat-containing protein At4g21065-like. Gene Ontology annotation, biological process: RNA modification. The record is from RefSeq and is a predicted model, not a curated record. The transcript is spliced from 2 exons. Lineage: Eukaryota; Viridiplantae; Streptophyta; Magnoliopsida; Celastrales; Celastraceae. The coding region runs from base 1 to 1578 and encodes 525 amino acids. Gene Ontology annotation, molecular function: zinc ion binding; protein binding; RNA binding.
AUGAGAGAAUGUGGUGUUUUGCCAAAUAAAUUCACUUACCCUUUUGUGCUGAAGGCCUGUGCGGGUAUUGGGGACUUGAAUUUGGGCAAGUCGGUUCAUGGGUCUGUGUUGAAGUUCGGUUUUGACAAUGAUGUUCACGUGCAGAACACGAUGGUUCACAUGUAUUGCUGCUGUGAAGGAAACGUUGAGAUGGCAAGAAAGGUGUUUGAUGAAAUGCCAAAAGACGAUUCGGUGACUUGGAGUGCGAUGAUUGGCGGGUAUGCGCGUUUAGGGUUGUCCGCAGAUGCAAUUGGUUUGUUCAGGAAGAUGCAAACUGUGGGUGUAAGACCUGAUGAGAUUACCAUGAUUUCAGUUCUGAGUGCAUGUACUGAUUUGGGGGCGCUUGAGCUUGGCAAGUGGGUGGAGUCUUAUAUCCAGAAAGAGAAGGUUCAGAAAAGUGUUGAGCUUUGUAAUGCGCUGAUUGAUAUGUUUGCAAAGUGUGGUGAUAUUGAUAGGGCUUUGAACUUGUUUACAAAUAUGAAUGAAAGAACAAUUGUUUCAUGGACUUCUGUGAUUGUUGGUUUGGCAAUGCACGGUCGUGGCUUAGAGACUAUCUCUUUGUUCGAGGAGAUGAUAGAAGCCGGGAUGGUGCCUGAUUAUGUUGUAUUUAUCGGGUUGCUCUCAGCUUGUAGUCAUUCUGGGCUAGUUGACAAAGGAAAACGGUACUUUGAUUCAAUGGCAGAGAAGUAUGGCAUUUUACCUAAAAUAAAACAUUAUGGAUGCAUGGUUGAUCUGUUAUGCAGGGCUGGACUUGUUAAAGAAGCAUUGGAAUUUGUUCAGAAUAUGCCCAUGGAGCCAAAUCAAAUCAUUCUGCGAACUCUAAUAAAUGCUUGCCGUGCUCAUGGGGAGCUUAAGCUUGGAGAGAGCAUCACGGAACAACUAAUUAGAAAUGAGCCAAUGGAUGAGUCCAGCUAUGUAUUACUUUCCAACAUUUAUGCAAAAAUGCUCCAAUGGGAAAAGAAAACCAAGAUUAGAGAGGAAAUGGAUGAGCAAGGGAUGAGAAAGAUCCCAGGGAGCACAAUGAUCGAAAUAGAUAAUGAAAUGUAUGAAUUUGUGGCUGGAGAUAAAUCGCAUAAAGAGCACAAAGAAAUUUUUGAGAUGAUGGAUGAGAUGGGGAGGGAGAUGAAGAGGGCUGGAUAUGCUGCUUCUACAUCAGAGGUGAUGCUUGAUAUAAAUGAAGAAGAUAAGGAAGACGCUUUGAAUCGGCAUAGUGAAAAGAUCGCUAUUGCUUUUGCCCUUCUUAAGACACCACCUGGAACUCCAAUUCGGCUUGUGAAGAAUUUGCGAGUUUGUGCUGAUUGCCAUUCUGCUACUAAAUUCAUAUCCAAAAUUUAUAAUCGAGAAAUAGUGGUGAGGGACAGAAACCGGUUUCACUACUUCAAGGAUGGUCUAUGCUCAUUUUCUGAUAUGGUUACUGGAAGAUACUAUGACUGCAUUAACCGAAUGGAACUACAUGAUGAAUCCCUGGAAGGUUGUUUGCAUGGAGAAUUUUGUAUUCGUGAUGGUUCACUGAAAGAUAGUUCUGGAUCCCAAGCUUGA